Messenger RNA from Daucus carota subsp. sativus, 1911 nucleotides. Its product is annotated as homeobox protein knotted-1-like LET12. Gene Ontology annotation, molecular function: DNA-binding transcription factor activity, RNA polymerase II-specific; RNA polymerase II cis-regulatory region sequence-specific DNA binding. Lineage: Eukaryota; Viridiplantae; Streptophyta; Magnoliopsida; Apiales; Apiaceae. The transcript is spliced from 6 exons. Gene Ontology annotation, biological process: regulation of transcription by RNA polymerase II. The record is from RefSeq and is a predicted model, not a curated record. The coding region runs from base 242 to 1420 and encodes 392 amino acids. Gene Ontology annotation, cellular component: nucleus.
GAGACACACUGACACAUAUAAAAGCGCUUUCCUAUACUAUUGCUGCACAGUAGCACUGUAUUGCAGUAGUAGUCCACAGUACACUCUGUCUUAAUCCUAUUUUACGAGCUCAAUUUCUUCAGUAUCUCGAGUGAAAUAAUCCUCCAGAGAGGACGUAUCGACCUGCUCUAUCGGUGUUAUAUCUCGGAGUGAACGAGAAUCAAAUAUUUUGCGUUCGAGUAAAAUAAUUUGAAUUUUGAAUAUGGCGUUUAAUGAUCACAUCUCGCAAGCAAUGGCGCUUCAGCACUAUACUGAUCAACAACUAACCGCCGACGUCUCACCGGAAGUCAAGACCGGACCGCCGACUUGGCUGAACAACGCGAUUCUCCGGCAACAAAACCACCACCACUACGCCGGAGAAACUAACUUUCUUCACCUGCAGACCACCAAUUCCGACUCAUCGGCGUCGAAUCAGUGGCUCUCGAGACCGAUUAAUAUCGAAAACGACGUCGAUCACAACAACUCGAUGAUGCAAAUUAGUGAUGAUGAGAAGAAAUUCAAUCAUAUGAGCGGACUUAAUGAUGUCGCCGACGGAGGAGACUGGCAGAGUGUCAAGUGUAAGGCGGAGAUACUUUCGCAUCCGUUGUAUGAUGAGUUGCUUUCGGCUCAUGUUUCGUGUUUACGGAUUGCGACGCCUGUGGAUCAGUUGCCGAGGGUGGAUGCGCAGCUGGCUCAGUCGCAUCAGGUGGUUGCAAAAUAUUCCGGUCUCGGAGAUAGUAUCAACCAGCCGCUUGAUGAUAAAGACCUUGAUCACUUCAUGACACAUUAUGUUCUACUGCUUUCUUCCUUCAAAGAACAAUUGCAACAACAUGUUCGUGUUCAUGCCAUGGAAGCAGUCAUGGCUUGCUGGGAGCUUGAGCAAUCUCUACAAAGCUUGACCGGUAUAGCGCCCGGUGAAGGCACAGGCUCAACAAUGUCAGACGACGAUGAUGAUCAGGCUGAAAGUGACACCAAUUUGUUCGAAGGAAGUCUAGAUGGACAGGACAGCAUGGGUUUUGGACCCCUUGUCCCAACUGAAAGUGAAAGAUCCUUGAUGGAACGUGUGAGGCAAGAGUUGAAGCAUGAGCUGAAACAAGGUUACAAGGAGAAAAUUGUCGACAUCAGAGAGGAAAUUUUGCGUAAAAGAAGAGCGGGAAAACUUCCGGGUGACACUACUUCCCUGUUAAAAGCUUGGUGGCAGUCACAUUCCAAAUGGCCCUAUCCGACUGAGGAAGACAAAGCAAGAUUGGUGCAAGAAACAGGCUUACAGCUAAAGCAGAUUAAUAACUGGUUUAUAAACCAAAGGAAAAGGAAUUGGCACAGUAACCCGUCAUCUUCAACUGUUCCAAAGAGCAAACGCAAGAGUAAUGCAGGUGAAAGAAAUGCUGAGCCUUUCAUGUGAUAUUUACGUCAUCAAGCAUUUUCUUGAGCUGCAACACAGAGCUUGUGAUGAGUGGAGUAGGGAAAUGCUUUCUCUUAAUGCUGCAUAACAUAUACUACACAAGCUCGGCUUGAGAAGAAUAUACUAGAUACUUUUGGGUAAUACUUAUAGUAUAUAGGUAUCGUAGACAUAAAAAUCGACAUCUAUCAUGUAGCAAAAGAUGCUGCCAUUCCCACCUUCAUGUGAUUAGCUUCAAGCACAGAUUGGCUCCUGAGGAAGAUUGAUUAAUAUGGGCAUGAAGGUAUGCUAGUACUCGCACAAUUUAGAAUUAUGACAGUGUUGUUUUCAUUUCUAAUUGUUUACUAUUUUUCUCUUUACCCGGCGACUACCGUGGCUAGUUAUAGGUUUGUACUUUGGGGUGUGGAUACAUGAUGUAAUUAGUAAUAUACUCUGUCUGUAGUAAGAAGACUGUAUGGGGUAAUGAAAUGCAAAAAACUUGAUUCCUUCGAUAA